Molecule: messenger RNA, 1707 nt
Organism: Loxodonta africana (African savanna elephant)
Lineage: Eukaryota; Metazoa; Chordata; Mammalia; Proboscidea; Elephantidae
Gene: ADRA1D
Product: adrenoceptor alpha 1D
Exons: 2
Coding region: 1-1707 (568 amino acids)
Biological process (GO): phospholipase C-activating G protein-coupled receptor signaling pathway; adenylate cyclase-activating adrenergic receptor signaling pathway; positive regulation of cytosolic calcium ion concentration
Cellular component (GO): plasma membrane
Molecular function (GO): alpha1-adrenergic receptor activity
Source: RefSeq, a predicted model, not a curated record
AUGACUUUCCGCGAUCUCCUGAGCGUCAGUUUCGAGGGACCUCGCCCGGACAGCGGCUCCGGGGCUGCCGGCUCAGGUGCCGGCUCGGGCAGCGCGGGCGGCUCGGCCGCCUCGGAGGGCCCGGCGGUGGGGGGCGUGCCGGGGGUCGCGGGCGGCGGCGGCGGCGUGGUGGGCGCGGGCGGCAGCGAGGACAAUGGCAGCUCCGCCGGGGAGCCUGGGGGUGCGAACGGCGAGGUGAACAGCACGGCGGCCGUCGGGGGGCUCGUGGUGAGCGCGCAGGGCUUGGGCGUGGGUGUCUUUCUGGCCGCGUUCAUCCUCACCGCUGUGGCGGGCAACCUGCUUGUCAUCCUCUCGGUGGCCUGCAACCGCCACCUGCAGACAGUCACUAACUACUUCAUCGUCAACCUGGCCGUGGCCGACCUGCUGCUGAGCACCACGGUGCUGCCUUUCUCUGCCACCAUGGAGGUCCUGGGCUUCUGGGCCUUCGGCCGCGCCUUCUGCGACGUGUGGGCCGCGGUGGACGUACUGUGCUGCACCGCUUCCAUCCUCAGCCUCUGCACCAUCUCGGUGGACCGGUACGUGGGCGUGCGCCACUCGCUCAAGUACCCGGCCAUCAUGACGGAGCGCAAGGCGGCCGCCAUCCUGGCGCUGCUUUGGGUCGUAGCCCUCGUGGUGUCCGUGGGGCCGCUGCUUGGCUGGAAGGAGCCCGUGCCCACAGAUGAGCGCUUCUGCGGCAUCACGGAGGAGGCGGGCUACGCCGUCUUCUCCUCCGUGUGCUCCUUCUACCUGCCCAUGGCCGUCAUCGUGGUCAUGUACUGCCGCGUGUACGUGGUCGCGCGCAGCACCACGCGGAGCCUCGAGGCGGGCAUCAAGCUCGAGCGGGGCAAGGCCUCGGACGUGGUGCUGCGUAUCCACUGUCGCGGUGCGGGCACAGGUACCGACCGGGCGCACGGGACGCGGAGCGCCAAGGGCCACAACUUCCGCAGCUCCUUCUCUGUGCGCCUGCUCAAGUUCUCCCGCGAGAAGAAGGCGGCCAAGACCCUGGCCAUCGUUGUGGGAGUCUUCGUGCUCUGCUGGUUCCCCUUCUUCUUCGUCCUUCCUCUUGGCUCCCUGUUCCCGCAGCUGAAGCCAUCGGAAGGCGUCUUCAAGGUUAUCUUCUGGCUUGGCUACUUCAACAGCUGCGUGAACCCGCUCAUCUACCCCUGCUCCAGCCGCGAGUUCAAGCGCGCCUUCCUCCGCCUCCUGCGCUGCCAAUGCCGUCGUCGCCGGCGCCGGCGUCCCCUCUGGCGCGUCUACGGCCACCACUGGCGGGCCUCGACCGGCGGCCCGCGCCCGGACUGCGCACCCGGCCCGGGCGCCGCGCUCCCCGGUGCCCCGCUGGCCCUCAUCGCGUCCCCGGCCUCUGGCUCCGCGGGCACGCCCGAGGCUCAGGUUCCAACCGCCGGCCGUUGGAAGCCUCCCUGUGCCUUCCGCGAGUGGAGGCUGCUCGGGCCGUUCCGGAGACCUACUACCCAGCUGCGUGCCAAGGUCUCCAGCCUGUCGCACAAGAUCCGCGCCGGGGCCACGCAGCGCGCAGAGGCGGCUUGCGCCCUGCGCGCCGAGGUGGAGGCCGUGUCUCUUGGCGUCCGGCACGACGUGGCCGAGGGUGCCACCUGCCAGGCCUACGAUUUGGCCGACUACAGCAACCUCCGGGAGACUGAUAUUUAA